Messenger RNA from Leishmania braziliensis MHOM/BR/75/M2904, 153 nucleotides. The record is from the annotation of a RefSeq genome assembly. Lineage: Eukaryota; Euglenozoa; Kinetoplastea; Trypanosomatida; Trypanosomatidae.
AGCCCGCGGCCCUGUUUGGCAAUGCGGGCCUCAUGCCGGAGAACGCGCCGAACACACCCUCACGACCCAGGGCGGCAGAGCAAGCGCACCGGACACGGCGUGGCGUCGGGACAUCGGGGCGGUCAGCUGGCGCACAAACCGCACAGCGGAUAG